AUGGCAAGCAAGGGGCCCUCGGCCUCUGCAUCUCCUGAGAACUCCAGUGCAGGGGGGCCCAGUGGUAGCAGCAAUGGUGCUGGUGAGAGUGCAGGGCAGGACAGCACCUUCGAGUGCAACAUCUGCCUGGACACAGCCAAGGACGCCGUCAUCAGCCUGUGUGGCCACCUCUUCUGUUGGCCAUGUUUACAUCAGUGGUUGGAGACCAGACCUAACAGACAGGUGUGUCCAGUUUGCAAAGCUGGCAUCAGCCGAGAUAAGGUCAUCCCCCUCUAUGGCAGGGGCAGCACUGGGCAGCAGGACCCCAGAGAGAAGACCCCUCCUCGUCCUCAAGGACAGAGGCCAGAGCCAGAGAACAGAGGGGGAUUUCAAGGAUUUGGAUUUGGAGAUGGUGGCUUCCAGAUGUCUUUUGGAAUUGGGGCAUUUCCCUUUGGGAUAUUUGCCACAGCAUUUAAUAUAAAUGAUGGGCGGCCUCCUCCAGCUGUCCCUGGAACACCCCAGUAUGUGGAUGAGCAGUUCCUAUCACGCCUCUUCCUGUUUGUGGCCCUGGUGAUCAUGUUCUGGCUGUUGAUUGCCUAA
Puma concolor (puma) is the source of this 579-nucleotide messenger RNA. It is a transcript of the gene RNF185, whose product is annotated as ring finger protein 185. Gene Ontology annotation, cellular component: endoplasmic reticulum. Gene Ontology annotation, biological process: ubiquitin-dependent protein catabolic process. Lineage: Eukaryota; Metazoa; Chordata; Mammalia; Carnivora; Felidae. The record is from RefSeq and is a predicted model, not a curated record. Gene Ontology annotation, molecular function: metal ion binding; ubiquitin protein ligase activity.